AGAAAUCCGAGCGUCCGAUUCAGCGACGGAAAUUUGGGUAAUUAUUUAAACGUGUUAAAACUACGACGAUCACAUCACUUCCAUUUCUACCUGUAAACGGCUGGAUAUGGAGACAAGUAAGGACACAAGUGAGCCUGAAACUGUCAGCACACAGAGCCUGUUUGCCACACUCGGCCUGGCACCAGAGGAUGUGGAUGCUCUUGCACAGAUUCCAGAGAGUGAGAUCAGUGUGGAGAAGCUCCCUUAUCUCAUUAUGCAACUUAAGGCGAAACGCACCAACAAGAUGACAUCCACGAAAGAUACGGACUACAGAGACAAGUCUAAGUCUGCACAGGACAAGCCAGAUACACCUGAGAAAUCAACCGCUGACAGGUGCAAAAGCCCGCUAUUGCCUAGGUCAAAACGGCGCUCUGGCAGCCAUGACCAUGAGCAUCAUGCAAAAGGGGAGGGGCAUCGAAAGGUUGAGUGGCCUACAGGAGGAAGAAGGGACUCGAGAUACAGAAAGUCAUCCCGGGAAAGUGGGGAUGAUGUGGACGUGGAGCUGGCCGACAACCCCACAGUUUUUCCACAUGAAUGCGCACUCUGCAAGUGUGUGGUGAAUUCUAUAAAGACAUGGAAAGACCAUAUUUUAGGUACCCGCCAUCAAUCACACGAGUUGCGCUCUUCUCACCGAAGUUCCCGGUCCUCUCUACCCCCUAAAAGACCCUACAGCUCUGACCCUGUCACAGGAGAACAGUCCAUGUCAACCACACCAGACUUCCUACACACUCCUAAGUCCAAUAUGAGAGUGGUAGUUGCCAAGUUUCCUAGGGGCUCUGUGACUGUGGAGGAACUUUUAGAGCUCGGAAAGCCAUUUGGCACAAUUGUGAAAAACCUUGUGCUGCUUGGAAAGGGUUUUUUGGAGUUUAGUUCUCACAAAGAGGCUCAAAAUAUGGUAAGUCACUACAAGUUGAAACCAGCCUUCGUGAAGGAAAACCUAGUCGUCCUGUAUUUAUCACUAUCAGCAGAGAGCAUUCCUUCACAAUCCAUGUUUAGUGAGCCUUUGCAAAAACGAGCAAAACGUUCAAGCACGCCUUCAGUAGUUUGCUUUUCACGUUUGCCAGCUGGAGAGGGCAUUGAGGCUGAGGUCCUUGAGCUUGCAGGCAUGUUCGGUGAGGUCCAGCAGUCAGAGUUCACAAACAGUAAGGCUUUGAUUGAAAUGGUUGACUGGCGAGAUGCAGACAUCAUGGUGAAGUAUUACUACAGUAACCCUCUAAGGAUUCAGGGCAAAGGUGUCAAAGUUUCCAUGACCAACAUCACAAGCCUGCGAGAGAACAGUCCUGACCCUCUGUCCAGAAAAUCGGACUUAAGCAAAAACAGCAGACAGAGAGAGGAGUCGUCCUCUAGCAACAAGAACAAAAGUGACAGCUGUAGCCAGGAAACCACAUCCGUCCAUGUUGACAAAGAAGAUGAGGCAAUGGAAAGUGAGAAGCAGAAGAUGCUUGAUGAGGAAGGAAUUCAGAUGGAGGACAAACCUGGACCGCUUGAUAAUAGUACCAGUGACAUUCCGACUUGUAAAGAGGAGGGAGAAAAGAAGGAAGAUGAGAAAAGGAUGGAAGAGGAGGAGCCCUCUGCGAAGGAGAAUAGAGAGAGACUUUCAGAAGAGACUUUGGAGGAACAGGAAGGUAUGGAUGAUGGAGAAUUCCCAGAGAACCUUGAAGAUUUUGUUACAUUAGAUGAACUGGACAACACUGCAGGGGCCGAUUCAGCUUUAGAUUCUUCUGAGACACAGGAUGGUAAAGUAUUGGUGGUGUGGCCUGUCAAGAAGACUCCAGACUUGGAGCUGGCUCUGAGCAUUCUGUGUGCACCCUUCAGCAGAUUGGUGAAGCAUUCUUUAUCCUUGUACAAAAAAGAGGCUAAGGUAGAACUGGAAACGGCUGAAAAAGCCCAAGAAAUGCUGAGGUUCUACAAAGAUCAUGAGGCAACAGUCUGUAGACGUCCUGUGUCUGUUUCUAUGUGCCGUACCAUGAAAACAAUAGAGAGCCCUAGUGGGAGAUCUGUUUUCAUCAGAGGUUUUCCCACCCAAAAGUAUAGAUGGAAGACGCCAGCAGCAUACGGAGCCCUUUUUAAUCUGGCUAAGCCCUUUGGAGAACUGACUGGCUACUUUCUAAACAAGCAACAGGGAACUUGCUACAUGCAAUUCGACAGUACGGAGGCAGCUGAAAAAAUGGUCACCCGACACAUUCACUGGCCUCGCAAAUUUUGGGGUCUGAUGCUGAAGGUAUCGAUGUGCAUGAAAGGAGACUCGCUGAUUAACUGGAAACACCCUAAGGACCACAAUGAGGAGAAAGAAUUAAAUAAGGAGUCAAAAAAACCUAAGAGCCCCAAAAGAACAGAAAAGGACCAGAACCACCACAGCUCAUUACCAGAUUUUGAAGGUGUGUGUGGGGAUCCAGUUUGUGAAAGACAAGAUUCAGAAGCUACUGAUGAUCAGGACAAAACCCCUCUGGGCCCUUACCAACCUGACCACAGUGUGGGUGUGAAAUAUGUCAUCCCAGUAACUGGCUUCUUUUGCAAGCUGUGUAACAUAUUUUACAGCAAUGAGAAGAGAGCGAAAUCAGAACACUGCUGCAGCCUUGAACACUACAACAACACAAAGAAGAAACAUGGUGAAGUGGUGGAGGACACUGAUGGACACCCAGAUGGUUGAGUGAAUGAAACAUGAACAUGAGGAAGACAAAAACAUUGUACCUUUGACUCAUUCAUUUAAAUUUUUUCUUUUCAGUUACCUUUCAGUUAGUUUAAUAAUUUUGCUGUUCAAAUGUUUUGUUUUUUUAAAGUGACAUGAGAAUGAGAGAGACACGUGUGUGGACAAACUUGUAAAGUUGUUGUAAUGGUUUGGAUGUGUACCAGUAAAAAUAAUUAAAUAUUAGCUGAAUGGCAGCGUUACAGUAAGCUCUUGAAAUAAAUUCAAUUUUGUUUAAAAAUGA
Xyrauchen texanus (razorback sucker) is the source of this 2969-nucleotide messenger RNA. RefSeq names its product matrin-3-like. The record is from RefSeq and is a predicted model, not a curated record. The transcript has 19 exons. NCBI's taxonomy places the organism in Eukaryota, Metazoa, Chordata, Actinopteri, Cypriniformes, Catostomidae. Gene Ontology annotation, molecular function: zinc ion binding; RNA binding. Gene Ontology annotation, cellular component: nucleus. The coding region runs from base 107 to 2689 and encodes 860 amino acids.